AUGCCUCUUCUAAUUUCUCGUGCACGACACGUCCUGCAACCCCUGAAACCUCUCGCCCUAUCUGUCGGAUUUAGUUUCGUCGUUCCAGUCAGAUUAUACUCCACACCGCAACCUGGUCACGCGAGCUGCACAAGGAGACUAAUUAGACAACCUAGUCCUGCAGCAUCGAGGGAGAGUCCGUAUCCAGUAGUAUUCUUGAGAGCUAAAGGAUUGGGGAUGGAAGAAGAGGGAGAAUGGGUAGAAUGGUCUUCUAUGUUCGCAGAAAAAGGAUAUACUUCAGUUGAAAUCGAUAUCAAUUCACCAUCUUCCCCUUCAACCACAACCUCAUUCUCUUCUCCCGAAGAAACCGUAUCACCUUUUAAACCGAUGAUUACAGUAUUAUCAUCCGAGAUCCGCUUAUUAUCAAUACCGUUCCCACCCAUAUUGAUAGCAUCUGGAUCAUCUACAUUAUUAGCUCAAGCUUAUAUAGAGGAUAAUCCAUCUUCCGGUUUGAUCCUCAUCAAUCCUUCACCGGAUGAAGAUCCUAGAGCGAAAGCGUCUGAUUGGAAAUGGCCAGUGUUCAAAUACGAACCACAUUUCCCCAUAUUGGUAUUGUCAGAUCAUGAGGGAUUGAACAAGCUGAGUGUGACGAAUAGAUUGGUGAGAGAAAGUGGACAAGAACCGUCUACAGGAAAAGGUUGGUUUAGAAGGCAAAAAGGUGUCGAAAUGGGUGUAGUGGAUGAUUUGAGUGGAGGUUUGAAUGAACGAGGUAGAAUCGAAGUGGAAAGAUGGAUGGAUAGACAAGGGUUCUAA
Kwoniella shivajii is the source of this 792-nucleotide messenger RNA. RefSeq lists its product as uncharacterized. The record is from RefSeq and is a predicted model, not a curated record. The coding region runs from base 1 to 792 and encodes 263 amino acids. NCBI's taxonomy places the organism in Eukaryota, Fungi, Basidiomycota, Tremellomycetes, Tremellales, Cryptococcaceae. The transcript has 2 exons.